AUGACAUUGAAACAUUCUGAUACCGCAUUGACCAUUGGCGGAUCUCGUGACAUUACACUUUCCGUGUGGUCGGCGGCACCAAGAGACAAGAAACGAAUGGUCCACGACUUGAAAACACUAAAUCGUAAAACUUUUUUAGGUGCCACACUUCGUGUCUUCUUCCAAAGACCUGAUGACUCCAAAAAUCGGUCUUUGAUUCAAAGUCUCCCCUCAAAUCCCUUCCAAGGUUUGCUAUCAAAGUCCAACAGGUCGCUUCUUUUAAACACAUCCUACAUUAUUCUAAUAACCACUGCGUUUUCUGGUGCUGCUAGUACAGGCUCAUCGUCGUCAGAGAAGUCAAAGGAUAAAUCGCAAAACCAGGUGGAUGAACAGUCACCACUGAGCAAAAAAUCGUCACAUCCAAAACUAUCACGUCAAGCUUUUGAUCGUUUGUUUCAUGCUAUAGUGCCAUCCUUCCAUGACAAAACUGUGCUUUACCUUCUUGUGCAUUUGGUGUUGUUAGUGACACGUGCCUUUUUGACAAUCAAAGUGGCAACCUUGGAUGGUCAAUUGGUGGGUGCAUUGGUUUCCAAAAGGUUAAGGGUAUUUAGUAAGUACCUUUUGGCGUGGAUGUUGAUUGGGAUCCCAGCGUCGUUGAAUAAUGCCUUGUUAUCCUGGACAAGACUGAAUAUGCGAAAAGCCAUUAGAGAAAACUUGAACAGUUCCAUCUUGAAAGAUUACUUGCCGGACAACUUAGACACGAACUACUACUCAUUGAUCCACUUGAGUGGAAAUAAGAUAACUGAUCCAAAUCAAAGAAUUACAACUGAUGUAUCGAGGUUGGCUUCGGCUUUGAGUAGUUUACCUGGACAACUAUUGAAGCCAACUUUGGACUUGGUUUUGUGUGCUCGUCAAUUGAGUAAAAGCGGUGUUGGUAAUGGUGAAGGUACCCUUGCUUUGGGAAUAUUGGCACAUUUCUCAACCAUGAUUAUUCGAUUCUUUUCACCACCUUUUGCCAAGUUGGCCAGUGAGCGGGCAAAUUUAGAAGGAAAAUUGAGAUCGGCCCAUUCAAAGAUUGUUUCCAACAAUGAGGAAAUUGCGUUUUUACGUGGUCAUUACCGUGAGUUGGACUAUAUUGAUUACUGUUACUACACAUUGGAAAGGUUUUCCAAACAAGAAUAUUGGAAGAAAGGUAUACAUGAAAUUGCUCAAACAUUCAUUGUCAAAUAUUUCUGGGGAGCUGCGGGGUUGGUGUUGUGUUCAGCACCAAUUUUCAUUGCCAAGUACCUUGGCGAACCAGAUGAUGACAAUGCAGCUGGCAAAUUUAUCACCAAUAGGAGAUUAUUGCUCAGUGCUUCUGACUCGUUGGAUAGAUUGAUCUAUGCAAGAAGGUAUCUACUUCAGAUUGUGGGUCACGCAACAAGGGUGUCUGAUUUUCAAGACACCUUGGCUGAAGUGGCACUGAGAAGAAAAGAUAUCACGUCAAAUGUCAAAUUCAAUAAUGAUGAGAUUGUAUUUGAUAAAGUUCGGCUAUUGACCCCAGCUGAUGUGACACUCAUUGAAAGUUUAAGCUUUUCCAUCAAAUCGGGGGACCAUUUGUUGAUUGCAGGACCCAAUGGAUCAGGCAAGUCAUCCUUGUUUAGAAUGCUCGGAGGGUUGUGGCCUGUUAAAGAAGGUACCAUCACUAUCCCUACUGCUGAAAAUAUGUUUUACAUACCCCAAAGAGCAUACUUACUUCAAGGUUCAUUGAAAGAGCAAAUAAUUUACCCACAUUCGCUCAAUCAACAAAAGAAGUCGGAUGAGGAGUUGCAAUCGAUACUACGGGUUUUGAAACUCGAUGACUUUGUUGACCAAUUGAACCAAGUGAAAAACUGGGAGGAAGAAUUGUCUACCGGUGCCCAACAGCGUUUGGCGAUGGCAAGGUUGUAUUACCACGAACCUAAAUUCGCCGUUUUGGAUGAAUGUACAUCGGCUGUGAGCCCCGAUAUGGAGCAAUUCAUGUAUGAGCAUGCACAAAGCUUGGGAAUCACAUUGUUGUCAGUUGCUCAUCGACCAGCAUUGUGGCAUUUCCACAAGUACUUGUUGAAAUUUGAUGGGAAAGGUGGCUACUUUUUCGGCAAAUUGGAUGCUGAAAAGAGGUUGAAGUUGGAGAAGGAAAGAGUUGCUUUGGAGAAGGUGUUGCGUGAUAUACCCGCGUUGAAGGAAAGAUUGGCUGAGUUGAAGAAUGUUUCGAAAUUGCAGCAUCAAAGAUACGAAAGGAAAGGGGGUAGUACGUGA
This is a messenger RNA of Lodderomyces theae, 2256 nucleotides long. It is a transcript of the gene PXA2, whose product is annotated as ATP-binding cassette long-chain fatty acid transporter. Lineage: Eukaryota; Fungi; Ascomycota; Pichiomycetes; Serinales; Debaryomycetaceae. Gene Ontology annotation, cellular component: peroxisomal membrane. The record is from RefSeq and is a predicted model, not a curated record. Gene Ontology annotation, biological process: very long-chain fatty acid catabolic process; peroxisome organization; long-chain fatty acid import into peroxisome. Bases 1 to 2256 code for a protein of 751 amino acids. The transcript is spliced from 2 exons. Gene Ontology annotation, molecular function: long-chain fatty acid transmembrane transporter activity; ABC-type transporter activity; ATP binding.